Molecule: messenger RNA, 1859 nt
Organism: Colias croceus (clouded yellow)
Lineage: Eukaryota; Metazoa; Arthropoda; Insecta; Lepidoptera; Pieridae
Gene: Poxn
Product: paired box pox-neuro protein
Exons: 5
Coding region: 192-1286 (364 amino acids)
Biological process (GO): anatomical structure development; regulation of transcription by RNA polymerase II
Molecular function (GO): DNA-binding transcription factor activity, RNA polymerase II-specific; RNA polymerase II cis-regulatory region sequence-specific DNA binding
Source: RefSeq, a predicted model, not a curated record
UUCGUCACGAGAAGGCGUAAAGAGCGUACGGUUUGCGCGCGAACGAAUCGAACUUUGGAAAUUCAUCGCCGCAUAUUUUUAGUGCUGUGUUUGUGUGUGAACUUUGAACUGUUUGUAUAGAGCGUAGAAUGGUAAAAGUUAUUUUUGAAUUGAGGAGAUUCGAUUGCUGAAAAGGAUCUUUCGCCGUUACCAUGCCGCACACAGGGCAAGCGGGUGUAAACCAACUAGGAGGGGUGUUCGUGAACGGCCGUCCUCUCCCAGACAUGGUGCGGAAGAGGAUAGUCGAACUGGCCAUCCUGGGUGUCCGCCCGUGUGAUAUCAGCCGGCAGCUGCUGGUCUCACACGGGUGUGUGUCGAAGAUACUUACACGGUUCUAUGAAACUGGGUCUAUUAGACCCGGCUCGAUUGGCGGGAGUAAGACCAAGCAAGUGGCAACACCAACCGUCGUGAAGAAAAUCCUACGCUUGAAGCAAGAGAACCCAGGCAUGUUCGCUUGGGAGAUUCGCGAGCGGCUUCUCAGCGCGAGAGUGUGCGAGCCGCACUCAAUACCGUCCGUGUCGUCAGUGAAUAGAAUCCUUAGAAACAGUGGCCUGGCGUGGAGCGACGAUGACACGAGAAACUCGCAUGAAGCGUAUCCACAACCUGAAUUGACGCCAAACAUGAUUGACUACAUGUCGCUCAAGAAUUCUUUACCGCCCACGCCUAUGCCGCAGCAGUCGCCAUACUUCCCGCACUCAGCAGUAAGAGUUCCCCCACCACAAUCUGAUCAACACCUCUACGAUCGAAGAUUAGCUACAACUUGGCUGCUAGCAAACCAACAAGCACAAGGCCUCCUCAAACCCUACCCCAUAUCACCCUGGCAAAGAGUCAUGAUGCCAUACCCGGACACAAAGAAUUUCUCGCCAUACGCAAUCAGCCUGCACAAUGAUAUCAUCAACAGAAUCAACCCAGACGAAGUGAAAUCAGAAACGUCAGAACAGAUAUCCGUUGAAGCCAGCGAUGACAGCACGGACAGGCCCGACACAGAUGACCAAGAAUCGAAAACGAAGGAAAAGAAGAAGAACCCGUAUUCCAUUGAGGAAUUAUUGAAAAAGCCAGACAAAAUCGUAAACACUACUCCGAUUGGGUUCCAGAACUUCCUACGGCAGCCGAGUGGAAGUUUAAUUGAGUGUCAGGAGAAAACUCUAAGCAAUCGCAGUUCGCCAGCCAGCUAUUGCUCUGUACAAAGCGGUGCGUCUAAUGAUUGCUCUUUAGAAUCUGGGUCGGAAAUCAAACAGGGAAUGUGAACUAGUCAAAACAGUAUAGCCAUAUUAAAAAUUAUGUUUGCCAUAACGUAGUCGAUACGUGUGUAUUCUAGACAUUCCAUAGACAUAGACCGUACAUAGACAAAUUAUUUAGGUAAUUUAUUAUUUACUUUAAAUUAUUAUUUAAUGUUUAGAAGAAAAUUUAUAGUGUACGUUAAAUAGUAGACUUAGAAAUUGUAUUAUAGCUAUUUGUAAAAUAUUCUAGAGUUACAAUAAAUUAAAAUAAAAGAUUGGUUAUUGAACAUUCCCGCCAAAAUUCUGAAUUUGUUACUAACUAACUAUAGUAAUAAUGUGCGAAAACAGUUAAAAUCGAUUAAUUUAUCGAUAAAAAUAAUAUAUUGUAAAUACGUAAGUUAUGAAUAAGUUUCUGUGAUAUUGUAAAUGUUGUGUAGGUUUGUGUUCAUAUGCACAAAGCACAUUCCAUAGAUAAAAAAAACUGUACAUGUAGAAAUAGUAAGUAUGGUCCUGUACUUGAGUAUAAUAUUAUAAAGUAUGCAUAAUAUUGUAUUUAUAAAUUUAUGAUUUAGUGCAUACCUAUGUUUAAAUAUUAGCACA